AUGAAGCUUACGAGUCGGAGUGGGAAGCGGCGACGCUCGUCGUCGCCCGGCUCGGACUCUUUCUUGGGAUGCGGUAGCAGAAGCGGCGGCAGGAGAAGGGACAGCAGUAGCGAAGGUGUCGGUGUCAGUCCGCGGGAACCAGUGAGACCCGUGCUGAGCCCGCCCCCGGGCCUGGCGAGUAGCCUGCGGAGGGGCAGGCUCGGCUCGCCAGGACCGUGCAAGCAAGUGGUAGUACCUGAUAACCAAAUAGACAAAUUGCUCCUGGCAAGCUGGGGGCUUCCCAAAGCAGUUCUGGAGAAGUAUCAAAGUUUUGGUGUAGUGCAGAUGUUUGAAUGGCAAGCAGAAUGUCUCUUGCUUGGACAAGUUCUGGAAGGAAGGAACUUAGUCUAUUCAGCUCCAACAAGUGCUGGAAAGACCCUUGUUGCUGAAUUACUGAUUCUGAAGAGGGUUUUGGAAAUGCGUAAGAAAGCUUUAUUCAUUCUGCCUUUUAUUUCAGUGGCUAAAGAGAAAAAAUAUUACCUUCAGAACCUGUUUGAGGAAGUAGGAUUGCUGGUGGAAGGCUACAUGGGCAGCUGCUCCCCAGCAGUCCGUUUUUCUGCUUUGGACGUUGCUGUCUGCACAAUUGAGAGAGCCAAUGGCCUGGUCAAUCGCUUAAUUGAAGAAAAUAAGAUGGACUUGUUAGGAAUGGUGGUUGUAGAUGAAUUGCAUAUGCUGGGAGACUGUCAUCGCGGAUACCUGCUAGAACUUUUGUUGACUAAGGUUCGAUACGUGACUCAGAGAGCAGCAGUGAGCCCCAAAAAUUUGACCAGUGAUUUUUCCAAAGAAAUUCAGAUAAUUGGCAUGAGUGCAACACUCCCUAAUCUCGACCUUGUAGCUUCCUGGUUAAAUGCUGAACUUUAUCACACCGACUUUCGGCCAGUACCACUUUUGGAGUCAUUAAAAAUUGGUAGCUCAAUAUAUGACUCAUCCAUGAAGCUUGUGAGGGAAUUCCAACCCAUGCUCCAAGUGAAGGGAGACGAGGACCAUAUAGUUAGCUUAUGCUAUGAAAUCAUUCGUGAUGGCUAUUCAGUCUUAAUUUUCUGUCCAUCAAAGAGUUGGUGUGAGAAACUGGCGAAUAUGAUAGCCCAUGAGUUUUAUGAUCUACAGCAUCAAGCAGAAGGACUGGCAAAACCACCUGAACUUCACCCAGUUACAUUGGACCGAAAGGGACUCAUGGAGGUGAUGGAUCAGUUAAAGCGCUUGCCUUCUGGACUGGACUCUGUACUACAACAAACUAUGCCAUGGGGCGUGGCAUUUCAUCAUGCAGGUCUCACUUUUGAGGAGAGGGAUAUUAUUGAAGGAGCAUUUCGUCAAGGCCUUAUUCGUGUUUUAGCAGCAACAUCUACACUUUCUUCUGGAGUGAAUUUGCCUGCCCGCCGUGUGAUUAUUCGGACUCCUGUCUUUAAUGGAAAAUGUCUUGAUGUUCUCACUUAUAAGCAGAUGGUUGGUAGGGCAGGAAGGAAAGGUGUUGACACAGUAGGUGAGAGUAUCUUAGUCUGUAAGAAGUCAGAGAAAUCAAAAGGCAUUGCUCUACUUCAGGGGUCCCUCAAACCUGUGUGCAGCAGCCUGCAAAGAAGAGAGGGAGGAAAUAUAACUGCCAGUAUGAUACGAGCCAUUCUGGAGAUAAUAGUUGGUGGGGUUGCCAAUACACCAAAAGAUGUACAGACUUAUGCUUCUUGUACUUUUUUGGCUGCGAGUCUGAAAAUGGAAAACCAGAAAAGUUUGAAAGGGGAAAAACAGAAAAUCCAACAGGAACAGCAUGGAGCAAUUGAAGACUGUGUGAUGUGGCUGCUAGAGAAUGAAUUCAUUCAGAUUUCAGAAGCUAAUAUUGGAAUGAAAGAAAAAAUGUAUCAUCCUACUCACCUUGGUUCAGCCACUCUUUCUUCAUCUCUUUCUCCAUCUGAGGCCUUGGAUAUAUUUGCUGACCUCCAGAGAGCUAUGAAAGGCUUUGUUUUAGAGAAUGACCUGCAUAUCGUCUAUCUGGUUACUCCUUUGUAUGAAGAUUGGACAACUAUUGAUUGGUAUCGCUUUUUCUGUCUGUGGGAGAAAUUGCCCAUCUCUCUGAAGAGGGUGGCAGAAUUAGUGGGAAUUGAAGAAAGUUUCUUGGCCCGUUCUGUGAAAGGAAGAAUUGUAGCCAAAACUGAGAAACAACACCGACAAAUGGCCAUUCAUAAAAGAUUUUUCACUAGCCUUGUACUAUUAGACUUAAUCAGUGAAGUUCCCUUGAAGGAUAUUAUUCAGAAAUAUGGUUGUAAUCGUGGACAGAUUCAGUCUUUACAACAAUCAGCUGCAACUUAUGCAGGAAUGAUAACCGUGUUUUCUAAUCGUCUUGGCUGGCACAACAUGGAACAACUGCUUUCUCAAUUUCAGAAACGUCUUACAUUUGGUGUCCAGAGGGAGCUGUGUGACUUAGUUCGGAUAUCUUUACUGAAUGCACAGAGGGCCAGAGCUCUUUAUACUGCUGGCUUUUUAACAGUGGCUGAUCUUGCCCGAGGAAGUAUUGCUGAGGUGGAGACUGUUCUGAAAAAUUCUUUGCCAUUCAGAAGUGUCCGCAAGGCAGUAGAUGAAGAAGAGGAAGCAGCCCAGGAACGUCGGAAUAUCCAAACUAUCUGGAUAGCUGGGAGAAAGGGUUUAACUGAAAGAGAAGCAGCAGUACUUAUUGUGAAGGAAGCCAAAAUGAUUUUGCAGCAGGAGUUAGCUGAAAUGGGAGUGCAGUGGAAUCCAGACUCUUUUUUAAACUCUGAAACCUAUUCAGCAAGCAGCAGUGAAUCAGAAAUGGAGGACAUGAAGUCUAGGCAGCUUGCCAAACGCUUAUUUAAAAGACCCAAGGUAUCAAAGAGAGAAAGCAGAAUUCCUUUUGGUGAGUCUCUUACUAAGAAUACACCCGGUACUGUGCAAAAUUCUCACAGGGACAAAAUGCCUGCCGACACUUCAAAUUACAUUCUCCAAGAUGGAAAUCAAGAACGUCAGCUACAUGUUGAAACGAAAAGUGAUGAGUUUGUUUCUAAAGCAAGAAAAUUCCCAGUUUUGGAUACAACUAAAGAUAAGAUUGUCACUACUGUGAAUAAAAGUAAGUUAGGCAUUGAGAAAAGUCCUAAAACAUUCUCUGAAGAAAAAAAGAAAAGAUCAGCUUUAAAUUUCAGUUCCAAAAAAUUGUCCAAAACACCUCAGUUCUGGAAUCAAAGCAAGCAUGUGAACCAGUCUGACAUUAAGUGCAAUGUCAAAGACUCUAGGACAUCCAGAAUUGGUUCACCAAAUAUUAGUGAAAUCAGCUUUGGUACUGUUAAAGAUUUACUUACUUCAGAUGAAAAGAGUGCAGAAUUUCAAAAUCCAGGGUCUUCUGCUCACAAUAACUCUUUGGGUGCUAAUGUCAAAUAUUUCAAACACAAAACACCACACCUUCCACAAACAGAGGAAAGUUGUUCAAAGAAUAAAAUAACCAAAGACUGUAUUUCAGAAUCUUUCAUCACAGAAUCUCAAACAGAAGAUAAUUCUGGCCAAGUCCCUAGCGUUGCUGGGAAUAAUGUAGCGAGGGAAACCAAGCCAAACACAGAAAUGAUAACCAACAUUUUGAUGGACAAUAAUAAUCAUAUAAAAAAUCAGAGAGUUUAUGGGAAGUAUACCAAUGCCAAUCCAAUUAUAAAUUGCCCCGAAAAGAAACCAGAUGCAUAUACAAAAGUCUGUGUCAAAGAGGAAGUAUUGUUGGGCAGAAAACCACACAGGGAAAUAGGCUCCAGUUAUACAAACACAGAUAAAAAUGUUGCUGCUAGCAAAUGGGAAGGUGGAGAGUCUAAUGCUGAUGAAAAUAACCCCAGUCACCUUCAGCCACCAGAAAACAACAUAAGCCGACCCAAGGUGCCCGAUGGAUUAUUGUUACAAGUUGGAGCUGUGGGUAAAGGAGACCUGGAUGAAAACGAGCCAAAGGCCCCUGGAGUGAAAAAAAAAGCAGGUGCUUAUGCUACAAGUGAAACUAAAAAUAAUCAGCCUUCUGACUUAGGUUUAGGCCUCAGGGACUUUGACGAUAGUUUCCACCUGGAUACUCAGACAGAGAAAAUAAUACAACAGAUGGCAUCUGAAACUGCAAAACAAGAAGGAGCAAAGGAGAAAAGCUUAGCAACAAUGUUGACCCAGAAGAGCUCAAGAAGACAAAGCUCUGUUAGCACUUCACAAAAUGAAAAUAUUAUUUAUGUCAAUGAAGGAUCAACUGUAGGAAUGAGAAAAAUGGAUCACUCAGGUCUUAAGAUUGUAGAUACUAAGAAGAAAACCACUGAGUCACAUGGUGCUGAAGUCCUGACUCUAGAAAGUCCUGUUUUACCACCGCCAAUGAAACUGAGAGAAAAUUAUUUUUCUUUUAAAGGAAAUGAAAAUUCUGUCACUGACUCCCAGCUAAAUAGUUUUCUUCAGGGUUAUCAAACACAAGAUUUGGUGGAAUCAGCCAUCCCCCCAGGUUUGCAAAAGAGAGCCUUAGCUAGCAGAGAGGCAGAUUGCCCCCCAAUUUUUGAAACAAGUUUGAAUAUGAGUGAUAGUUUACUCUUCGAUAGUUUCAAUGAAGAUUUAGAAAAAGAAGAAGUAAAGGAGCAACAGUCAGACCCACAAAAGAGUGUGCCUCCUUCUGAAAUUACUUCCAACUCUUCCAGUGAUAUUUUGUGUCAGCAACCACAUGGAUCAAUGGAUAAAGCAGUUUUGAAUCUACUACCAGUUGAUGUCAAUCAGAACGUGCAGCAACAGGUUGCCUUUUUCAGUGAUGAAUCAAUUAUGUUCUCAGAAAUAGAUUCUUUUCAGAUGGCUGAAGCUUUGGAUGGUGCAGAUUUCUCUCUCGUUCAAGAAGAGCAUAUCCCUGCAGUAACUCUUAAUGGAUUAGAGCAAAGUAAGUCCGGAGUUAUAAAUGAUAAUUACCCUAGAUCAACAGUGGAUAGGACAGGUCAGGAUGUAAAUGUUCAAAUAACUAAAUCUACUGGAGAAAAUAGCGACAAUCCAUUGAUGUGGUCUGGGGCAUCAUUUGAUUUAAGCCCGGGACUACAAAAUAUUUUAGAUAGAUUGGAAAGUGACAAACCAAGUUUAAUGAGUACAGAGCCAUCUACUUCAAAGGAAAAGCACAUAGACUUAAAUGACCAACAAGAAGUACCCUCUGCUUGGCUAGAACAGGGAACGCCACCUUCUCCUAAUAGCAAAUUAAAAAGCAACUUUGAAGUAUUGGAAAACAAUGCUAGGAUUCCAGCUUUUCUUGGUAAAACUUCAACCCCUCUGCAUUAUAAGGAAAGCAACAUUAUUUCUGAUCAUCAUCUAGAGAGUCAUGCAUUUUUUCCUCCUUCACCCACUUCUAUACCACCCACCAAGCAUGGCCCGUCACAAGUCCUUGGAACAUCUGAAAAACUUGGGAAAUCCAAAAUGGCUUUACGUAGAGAUGAAAGUUACCCACCAAGUUCAAUAGCAGAUAUUGAAGACCCAAAUCUUAAACCACAAAAUGGAAAUAAUCAUAUGAAAAACCACAGUCCCUCUAAAGACACAGACCUUUCACUAAAGUUUUCACAAGAUAUGUCACAGUUAACUUUAGUCCCAUGUAGUACUGAGAUUUUGACCAUCAUUGACGUAGCAAGUGACCAAACUCUUUUUCGGACUUUUAUCAAAGAAUGGCAGUGCAAAAAGAGAUUUUCCAUUUCACUAGCUUGUGAAAAGGCCACUCACCCUACAGGUCUCAAGUCAACAAGUAUAGGCAGUAGAUUUAAGCAAGGUAAAUCGCCUGAACUAAUUCCAGUUCCAGAUGAUGGGCUUCCUGUUAAAGGCCAUGAAGACAUCUUGCUGGUUGGACUGGCUGUGUGCUGGGGUGAAAGGGAUGCCUACUAUUUGUCACUGCAACAAGAAGAAAACCAUUCUGAAAUCAGUGCCAGUUUAGCACCACCUUCUUUGGAUCCAAACCUGACCGUGAAUGAGAGACUAUGGCAGCUUCAGGCUUGUUUGCAACAAGUCUCUGUGAAAGAACGUUCAGUUAUCAUCUACAACUUCAUUCAGAACUAUAAGAUACUUCUUCUGUCUUGUGGCAUUUCUCUGGCAGGAAAUUUUGAAGAUCCAAAGGUGGCCUGCUGGUUACUAGAUCCUGAUUCUAAAGAACCAACACUUCACAAUAUAGUUACAAGCUUUCUUUCUCAUGAGGUGCCACUAUUGGAAGGGAUAGAAACGGGCCAAGGCAUUCAAAACCUGGGACUGAAUACCAGUGAUAACAACUCUGGGCGAUACAGAGCAGCCAUAGAAUCUAUUCUCCUCUUCAACUCUAUGACCCAACUCAAUUUGCUGUUAGAAAAAGAAAAGCUACAAGAUGUUUUCUGUAAAGUGGAAAUGCCUUCUCAGUAUUGUUUGGCUUUACUGGAGCUGAAUGGAAUAGGUUUUAGUACAGUAGAGUGUGAGAAUCAGAAACAUGUCAUGGAAGCCAAACUAAAUGCAAUUGAAGCUCAGGCUUAUGAACUAGUAGGCCGUAGCUUCUCCUUUACUUCUCCAGAUGACAUUGCUGAGGUUUUAUUUCUGGAAUUGAAGUUACCACCAAAUGGAGUUCAAGGAAACAAGAAAACUUUGGGUUCUACCAGAAGGAUGAUUACAAAUGGACGUAGUACCAAGAUAGGCAAGCAGUUCAGUACUAGUAAGGAUGUUUUAAACAAACUGAAGACCUUACAUCCAUUACCAGGCUUGAUUCUAGAGUGGAGAAGAAUCACCAAUGCUAUUACCAAAGUUGUCUUCCCACUACAGAGGGAAAAAUGUAUGAAUCCUGUCCUUGGAAUGGAAAGACUCUAUCCUGUAUCACAGACUCACAGUGCUACAGGUCGAAUAACUUUCACAGAGCCAAAUAUUCAAAACGUGCCAAGAGAUUUUGAGAUCGAGAUGCCAGCGCCAGUUGGAGAGAGCCCACCUUCUCAAGCACAAGGCAGAAGUUUACCUUUCAGGAGCAGAAAAAGUAAAGGCAGUGGUAAUAUAAAUUCUGGGUACCAGACACUGAUGGCAGAAAGAGUCAAAGACAAUGGGAAGCCGUUUUAUGUUAGUAUGAGACAUGCUUUUGUUCCUUUUCCAGGAGGAAUGAUCCUGGCUGCUGAUUAUUCUCAGCUAGAACUGAGGAUCUUAGCUCAUUUAUCCCGGGACCGUCGUCUCAUUGAGGUCUUAAACAGUGGAGCUGAUGUUUUCAAGAGCAUUGCAGCAGAAUGGAAGAUGAUUGAUCCGGAGACAGUUGGGGAUCAUAUAAGGCAGCAAGCCAAGCAGAUUUGCUAUGGAAUAAUCUAUGGAAUGGGAGCUAAAUCUCUAGGAGAGCAAAUGGGCAUUCAAGAAAAUGAUGCUGCUUGUUAUAUUGAAUCCUUCAAAUCCAGAUAUACAGGUAUUCAACGUUUCCUAAGAGAGACAGUGAAGAACUGCCACAGAGAUGGGUUUGUUCAGACCAUUCUGGGGAGGAGAAGGUAUUUGCCUGCAAUCAAAGACCCAAAUCCUUACAGUAAAUCCCAUGCUGAACGUCAAGCCAUCAAUACCACAGUCCAGGGUUCUGCUGCUGAUAUUGUCAAAACAGCCACUGUUAACAUUCAGAGACGAUUAGAGACUUUCCCUUCUGUUAUCCAGUCACAUGGACAUAGAGAGAGUAAGCUACGUGGUGACAAAACAGGACUGAAGAAAGGAUUCCAAAGAAUAUUUUGCCCAAUAAGAGGGGCUUUUUUUAUCCUUCAGUUACAUGAUGAGCUCCUUUAUGAGGUGGCAGAAGAUGAUAUUGUCCAGGUGGCUCAAAUUGUCAAGAAUGAAAUGGAAAAUGCAGUGAAGCUGUCAGUGAAACUGAAAGUCAAGGUGAAGAUAGGACCAAGCUGGGGAGAGCUACAUGACUUGGAUGUGUGACCCCCUUG
Messenger RNA from Trichosurus vulpecula (common brushtail), 7904 nucleotides. It is a transcript of the gene POLQ, whose product is annotated as DNA polymerase theta. Gene Ontology annotation, biological process: DNA-templated DNA replication; double-strand break repair via alternative nonhomologous end joining. The coding region runs from base 1 to 7896 and encodes 2631 amino acids. Gene Ontology annotation, molecular function: DNA binding; DNA-directed DNA polymerase activity; ATP binding. The record is from RefSeq and is a predicted model, not a curated record. The transcript has 30 exons. NCBI's taxonomy places the organism in Eukaryota, Metazoa, Chordata, Mammalia, Diprotodontia, Phalangeridae.